Molecule: messenger RNA, 785 nt
Organism: Cantharellus anzutake
Lineage: Eukaryota; Fungi; Basidiomycota; Agaricomycetes; Cantharellales; Hydnaceae
Exons: 3
Coding region: 148-696 (182 amino acids)
Source: RefSeq, a predicted model, not a curated record
UAGAGUGAUAGUAAUAACAAGCUCACUAGCCCGCCUUUUAGUAUACAAGACCGAUCUUCAGGCUUUGUGAGGUUCCUCAGGUCACUAGGGUUGGGGUGCUCCGUUCGACCUCUCCUUGUCUGAGACACUUUCCAGUCCUUCUCUCCGAUGUUAAGAACGUAUCUACGUUGGUGCGAGGAACAAGGCAUCAAGAUAGACCCUCGAUUGUCGGUUCGAGUCCCUUCAGAUGGCCAAUCAUUGAGUACAAGUAAUGCGCCUGGCACAGACGAGACUCAGCGGGACGCAAGAAGCGUACUUGCUGCGGAAACGGGGAAUGUCCCUGACAUGGACGAGACUGAGCAGGGUGCACAUGGCCUUUGCGUGUUUGCCACUGCCUUCAUAGAAAAUAGAGAAAUUGUGGCGAGUAUUCCCAAAUCCGCUGUCUUGUCUGCUAGAAACUUUCGAUAUUCCAGAGGAUUGGAAGAGUUUUUAUGUGAAAGGGAAGUCGAUCCCAACUUGUCCCUGAGCCUUGCACUAUGCAUUGAGCGGUGUGUGUGCUGCUGUCUUGGGAGCUUCUCUCUGUAUCUUCAAACUAAGUUUUUCUCUCUAUGUUCUCGAUCAGACAAUUGGGACAGGCUUCUAAGUGGUGGGGUACAUACAAAGUCUCCCCAAAGAUCCAGUCGAUCUCGUUGCCUUCUGGCCUUCCGAUGCCAGUAAUGACGAUACGAAAGAAGCUCUGCAGUGGCUUCGAGGGACUGGGUUACUUCGAUACAUGGCCUGUGAAGUUCGGCCAUCACUCACAUUCU